CUCCCCUCGCUGCCGGGGGAACGUGGCAUGCAAAUACAGUCUGUGCAGGUAUCAGGUGUCCUGGCUCGGCUCGACGAGGAGCGAGUCCCGUUGAGUUGACACUGCGCUGCAGUUUUCUGCUGCCGUCGCUGCCACCAUUGCAGCUUAUCUCAGCACUGUAGAGGAGAGAGGGAGAGAGGGAGAGGGACCGGAGGCGGGGGGUGUUAGCCAUGCUGAAGGGGGGGUUGACUUUGGCCGCCGUGUCCAGCGAGCAGCAGCAGCAGCGUCCAGAGUAAACAAGCCGUCCGGUCCGGCGCCAGCCAGCGGCCAGGCCCCCCGGAAAAUGCCCACGGCGGACGCUGCGGGCACGACGCGCUUCGACAUGCAGCUGCUGGGCAAGCUGACGCUGUCCGUGGCCACUGUAUUAUUCAUCUCGUGGGCGUACCGCUUCUACAGCGCCAGAGGUCGCCGCCGGGGUCAAGUUCAGCAGAAGGGACUGGCGGCCAGCACAUCAGCGCCAACACCACCAACACCACCAUCACCGCCGCCGUCUCCGUCGUCACGCUCACCGUCUAGUCAGCAUGCCUCGGGGUCGCCACCGAAGAGGUGCAGCAGCUGUAAGAUGGAGCUUCGCCCCCGCGGUAAAGUGAUACCAGAGGCCUCCGCCGCCGCCGCUGCCGCAGGAAGCAUCAGUCCGCGGAGCCGGCAGGUGUCAAAAAUAUAUGUGUGCUCAGCGGCCACACCUGACAGGGGUGACGCACGCGUCAACAACGGGGGGCAACGCCCCGGCAACCGGGUCCCGUACUUAGCCCCGGCUGAUCUCAUCAUCACAACAACAGCAGCCGUGUCAGAGAAGACAAGUGCGAGCUCCAGAAUAACAGAGGAGCGCAGCUCAGCUAUGAGCGACUUGGAAAGGCAAGCGGUGGCUAACAAGCUGGCCAGUGCACUGACCUCUCCAUCUGUGGGCAGGGCCGGCACAGCCAGCCCCGUCGGGCGCCGGUCCCCGUGCCCGGUCAGUCCAACUGGACCUCUGUCCCCGGGCCUGGACAGUCCGACCGGCCGUCUGUCCCCCUGCAUGAGCAGCCCCACCGGGCGGCAGUCCCCGGCCAGCCUGCUGAGGAAGGUGGACGGCGCGGUGGAAGUGGGCCGGGAGCUCUUCCAGGACCUGAACCACCAGGGCAACUUCUCCAGCUUCCAGUCCAAGGCCGAGGUCAAGGUGGAGGAGGGGGACCUCGUGUUCGAGCGCCCGGCGGAAAGCGGAGGCAAGGAGGUGCGCGGAAAGAUCUACGAUUAUUACGUGGAGUCCUCGUCUCAUUCCGUCUCGGAUGUAAACCCUUCCGGUAGUCCGACGAGCGUCAGUUAUCAUAGCUCACACCCGAUAAAGCUCGUGACUCUACAUAGCACCAGCACCAACAGCAGUGACCGCCCUCAGACCCCGAGAGCCACCAGCCCGCCUCUGAUCAUGCGCGACGCAGUGUUCAGCCGAGGCUCGUCCACGGACGACAACCUGUCACCCACCAGCCCCAGCUCGUCUCCCCACGACGAGCAUCCCAAGAGGGGUCUGCUCCGCCAGGACAGCUACCUGAUAGCCGCCGCGAACUUUGAACCCCAUUGCGUGACGGGCAACGGCUCCGGUCCUCUUCUACGCAGCCGUUCUCCAGCUCCGCUCUCCUCCUCCGAGGCGCCCGUCGUCCCGAAGACGCCCGACAAAGCCGACGAGCCGAGCUUGGAGACGGUCGCCGGGGCCAAAUUCGUACACGUCCCCACGGAGAGCCUGUCCAGCAGCUCCGACUGGGAGAGCCUGACGGGGAAGCUGGAUCUGGGCAACUGCCUGGAGGCCCUGGAGCUGGCCAAGAAGCACGGCCACGGCGCCCUGCGGCAGGCCGCUCUCCGAGUCAUGUCCGACAACUACCUCCAGGUCCUCCGGGACCCGGGCCUGUACGGCAGGCUGCGCGCCGGCGAGCGGGAACAGAUCCAGCGGCUGCGGACGAGAGGCCGACAGUGCCUGAUGGUGGCCGACAUGGAGUCGCUCGACUGGUCCAGGCGCUCCUCGCCGCCCACAAAGGACACGAAGGACGCGGGUCCCCGCACGUCCGGCGGACUCUAUUAUUACGACGACUACAAAGACACCUGGCACCGGCAGUGCGACGUGCCGCCAGAGGUGGCGUCGGUGGGCUCGGCCAUGUGCACCAUGGACAACUAUCUGUUCGUGGCCGUGGGCUGCCAGGGCUCGGAGCGCGCCAGGGCGCCGUCCAGGAGGGUGUUCUGCUUCAACCCGGUCACGUCCAUCUGGCGGGAGAUCUGCCCCAUGAACGAGGCGCGGCCGCACUGCAAGCUGGUCGCGCUGCAGGGCCACCUGUACGCCGUGGGCGGCGAGUGCCUGUCCACCGUGGAGCGCUACGACCCGCGCGCCGACCGCUGGGCCUUCGUGGCGCCGCUGCCCGACGACACCUUCGCCGUGGCGCACCGCGCCACCGCCUGCAACGGCGAGCUGUUCGUGUCGGGCGGCACGCUGCGCUACACGCUGCUGCGCUACAGCCCCAAGACCGACGCCUGGCGCCGGAGCCUGAUCGUGGGCACCAGGGAGCGCACCACCGAGAUGCUGGCGGUGCGGAGCUUCCUGUACCGCUUCGACGUCAACCCGCUGUUCGGCAUCAACAUCUACCGCUACCACACGGCGGCGCGGCUCUGGUACGAGUGCUGCGCCAAGCCGCUGCCGCACUGUCCCGCCUUCCAGUGCGUGGCGGUGGGCGACGUCAUCUACUGCGUGAGCCGGCAGUUCACCAUGCGCUUCCUGGCCGACGAGGUGUCGCCGGGCUUCGUGGCGGAGGACCUGCGCGUCCUCGCGGCGGCCAAGGGCAUCUUGUUCCCCUUCGUCCUGGCCCUGCCUGAUAAGAGCGCCGUUCAGACCAGCGUGUGAUUCACCGCAAAGGGUCGGCCGCAAACCGCCAGGCGCGCACGCCGGGGACCCGAGCCACCUGGAAAUGUGCUUUUGUUUGUGUGCAGAGCCAAGCGAAUGCAAUUCAGUCGGGUUAGGGAUGAAAAAGGACCAGUGCCGAAGGUAAUUAUGGCGCAACAUUGUCAGAUUCUUGCUGUACACUGCGCCAGGAGAAAAUUGAGUGUGUUUCAGCGCGAGCUAUUUGUUUUUGGGAAUUUCUAUUCACACAAGCGAUUUAUGGCAGCCACUAAAUCUUCCUAAUAUUGGGUUCCUCUUGCAGUGCUAACUCACGGAUAGUAUGGAGCUCUAAUGCAAAUAUAACAAUUAAUCAGAUGGCUAGGCAAAAUAUAUGGUGCAAAGAUAAACACAGGGCUGUAAAGAUGCCAUAGCAUCAGGGGUUAUUAGCACAGUUAUCCAUUUAAUCUCGCAAAUGCCCUCUAAAAUGUUUCCCAUUUAAAUUGUUUUCAUAGCGUAGACUAUAUUUAUGUAGACUAUAUUUUUUUUUGCUAAAAGCAAAAUUGAAAUGUGAGAUGUGAAAAUAUAUAUCCACAUCUGUUCAAAUAUAUCCAAACGUUAUUACAUUACUAGCAGGCAAAUCCUGAGAUUUGUGAUUCAACCUCUGAUCCGCUUUCUGACUUAAAAACCACUGAGACGCUAACUUGUUUCUGCUGUAUAGGUGGCAGUGCUAAGUAAAUGACUGUCCUCUACAGCAACCUUUAUGCUAAUCAUUCAUGACAUGUCCAUGACUCUUCAGCCACUGUUUACUAUCAAUGUCUUUCAAGUUACCAUCCGCUGUAUACUUCACUUUACAUCUCAGCUGUUUCUCCCUCUAUGGGCAAUCAUACACAAAAGCCCUGUAUGGAAAACUAAGAUACCACAUGCUGUAAUUUGAUUACCUGAGAGUGAAGUAGAGGAAUGAAUGUUAGACAUUGCCGGGACACUUCAUCAGUCACUUGUAUAUUUUGCUGUGUCUAUAUGCUAUCCAUUUGGAUGACGAUGAUUAUUUAUUUAUUUGUUUUCUAGUUUAAAUUACAUACCCCACAAAAGAGACAACUGAGAAAUAUGUGUAUAUGAACCAGAAAAUGACUAUCCAUUUAUAAUCAGAUUUGUCUGAAUUUAGUUCUCUGUUUAUUGACUAUGCUGUUUAUUAUUUCAUUGUUUUGAUGAAUAUCUGACCUUUAAACAUGUUUGGCGCAACACGGAAAGGACAAACAAUCCAGGAAACGGCUAAAGUAAGCUCCUGGCAGGUCUAUGGAUAUCACCUGCCUCUGACGUCCACUCAAGAGAGACAUGUCACUAUAGUGCCCUCAUGUGGCUGAAGAUGGAUUAUCGUGUUGGUGAGAGAACUGUUGGUGCAGUUUACUAGUACAACAGGAAGAGAGAGAGAUAGAGAGAGAGAGAGAGAGAGAGAGAAGUGGGAAGGAAAAGAAAGUGAAAUAUAAAGAUUGUCAAUGUAGAUGAGUGGAUUUGAGCAAAAUAAGACUUAAAGAAGGCGGAAAAGAGAGAGGAAGAGAGACCGAAAGAGGGAGAGGAAGUGAGAAAGAGAGAGGGAGAGAGAGAGAGAGAGAGAGAGAGAAAGACUAAUUACACUGUUUGAAUUGUAUAAUGACCAGCAGGGAGGAACCCAUGCAGCGAUCCUCACCAGUGAUGCCAAACAGUGGGUGAAGCCUGCCACAGAUGGCUGACCAUCAAACUCCAGAGUCUUUGAUUCUUCCUAAUUAAACACUUUCAUUCCCUGUAAUUAAACACCUAAUGGAACGGGAGCGAGACGGUUUCCCUCAGAUUAGCUACCCCAAAAUGACUCAUGGUUUGCGAUAGGCAUCAGAGCUGCUGUCCAAUAGACAUGCCUCUGUCUCAGGGGGCGCCAUUGUGUGAUCAUAGAUGUGCUUAUGAAACCCUAGCUGGGGGAAAUAAAUGCUGCGAGUUAUUGCACAAUAAAUAUGUAUAUUCUAUCCGAA
Molecule: messenger RNA, 4875 nt
Organism: Sardina pilchardus (European sardine)
Lineage: Eukaryota; Metazoa; Chordata; Actinopteri; Clupeiformes; Clupeidae
Gene: klhdc7a
Product: kelch domain containing 7A
Exons: 1
Coding region: 323-2899 (858 amino acids)
Molecular function (GO): protein binding
Source: RefSeq, a predicted model, not a curated record